Messenger RNA from Dufourea novaeangliae, 2395 nucleotides. RefSeq names its product GMP synthase [glutamine-hydrolyzing] (gene bur). The record is from RefSeq and is a predicted model, not a curated record. Lineage: Eukaryota; Metazoa; Arthropoda; Insecta; Hymenoptera; Halictidae. Gene Ontology annotation, cellular component: cytosol. Gene Ontology annotation, biological process: GMP biosynthetic process. Gene Ontology annotation, molecular function: GMP synthase activity; ATP binding; GMP synthase (glutamine-hydrolyzing) activity. The transcript has 9 exons. Bases 173 to 2329 code for a protein of 718 amino acids.
CAGGCGAUUGAAUGGCUGCCUCGUCCAGAGAGUGCACAUUCUGUUUUGCUGUAAUUAAUUUUACGUUACUUGGUGAUUUACACGUGAAAUAUUCUCUGCCUCGUAUAAUUUGGAUUGUUGAAAACAUAGCAAUAGCAACAACAGCAGCAACAGCAAUAUACGAAAUUUUGAAAUGGAAAAAGGCGCGUACGGAUUAUUGUGUCGCGCAGAGAGAAAUAAUGGGGCUGAUGAAGGAGCAAUGGACAUGGUACCUAGUGAAGAAAAAGUGGCCAUCCUGGAUGCAGGGGCACAAUAUGGUAAAGUAAUAGAACGAAAAAUUCGUGAACUGAAAGUUUACAGUGAAAUUCUGCCUCUUGACACACCUGCAUUCACCCUUCAACAGAAAGGCUAUAAAGCUAUUAUAAUUUCUGGAGGGCCAAAUUCAGUAUAUGCAGAGGAUGCACCUAGAUACGAUGCAGAUAUCUUUAGAAUAGGAAUUCCAGUACUAGGUAUUUGUUAUGGGAUGCAAAUGAUGAAUAAGGAGUUCGGUGGUACAGUUAUUCGAAAAGAAGGCAGAGAAGAUGGUCAGUUUUCAGUUGAAAUAGAUUCCAAGUGGCUGUUGUUUAAGGGCUUGGAGAGAUUACAAAUGGUACUGUUAACACAUGGUGACAGUAUAGAUAGGAUGGCCGACGGUUUUCGUGUUAUUGCCAGGUCAUCAAACUUUAUAACAGGAAUAGCAAGUGAUAAAAUGAAUUUAUACGGGGUUCAGUUUCACCCAGAAGUAGAUCUUACACCUAAUGGCAAAACAAUGUUGCACAAUUUUUUGUUUCUUAUUGCUGGCCUCUCUGGUAACUAUACGCUUCACAGUAGAGAGGCAGAAUGUAUUCAAUACAUCAAAGAUACUGUUGGUGACAAGAAAGUUCUGUUGUUGGUGAGCGGUGGCGUGGAUUCAACGGUAUGCGCAGCACUGUUACAUAAAGCUUUAAGCAAGGAGCAAGUCAUAGCUCUGCAUAUCAAUAAUGGCUUCAUGCGGAAAGCAGAGACACAAUUUGUGGAGAAAAGUUUGGCGCAAUUGGGAGUUCGGUUAAAAGUUAUUAAUGCUGGUCACUAUUUCAUGCAAGGAACUACAUCGGUUCCCCUGGAUAAUGUCACUCCAGUAGCCAAUGCCAAUGUUGUACACAAUAAAGGAACAUGCGGAACAGGAACUAGCCCAAGAACUAGAUUAACUAAAAUGCUAUGCGCAACGAUCAAUCCAGAAGAAAAACGAAAAAUUAUAGGAGAUGUUUUUGUAAGAGUAGCAAACGAGGUGAUGGCGGAAAUGGGAUUAAAAGUGGACGAAGUCUUUCUUGGACAAGGCACACUUAGGCCUGACCUAAUAGAAAGCGCCAGCACAUUAGCAAGUGGUAAAGCGGACGCGAUAAAAACACAUCACAAUGAUAGCGAACUCGUGAGAGCGUUGAGAGCACAGGGACACGUAGUAGAGCCCUUGAAGGACUUUCACAAAGACGAAGUGAGGCAAUUGGGGUAUGAACUCGGGCUGCCAACUCCCCUAGUAGCUCGCCAUCCUUUUCCUGGACCCGGAUUAGCUGUUCGUAUUCUGUGCGCGGAUGAACCUUACAUGGAUAAAGAUUUCUCAGAAACGCAGGUGAUAGUGAAAAUAAUGGCAGAAUACGAGCAAAUGCUUCAAAAGAAACACGGACUACUGAAUCGUGUAGAAAGCGCGACCAAUGAAUCCGAACGCCAACAUUUGCGGCAAGUUUCGAGUCGUCGUCAUAUCGCUGCAACAUUGUUGCCUAUACGUAGUGUAGGAGUACAGGGAGAUCGAAGAAGUUACAGCUACGUCGUGGGAUUAUCUAGCGAAGAAAACACGUCGGACGGAAUAGAAUGGCAGGAUUUGUUGUUCCUGGCGAAAUUAAUUCCGCGAGUAUGUCACAAUGUGAAUCGCGUGUGUUACAUUUUCGGCCCUCAGUUACAUCAUCCGGUGACGGAUAUCACACCGACUCAUCUUACGUCGAAUGUGAUAGCCACGCUUCGAGAAGCGGAUCAUGUAGCGAACCAAGUGUUAUCCAGUAAGGACUGCAUGGGGGCUAUCAGUCAAAUGCCAGUAGUUUUAAUUCCCGUACACUUUGAUCGUGACGCUGCUUCUCGGAUACCUUCAUGCCAACGUUCAAUCGUUCUUAGGCCGUUCUGUACUAAUGAUUUUAUGACUGGCACCCCAGCUAUCCCGGGCAAAGAAUUGCCGGUGCAUGUGGUGAAAAAAAUGGUGAUCGAAAUAUCUACAAUACCCGGUAUCUCGCGUGUUUUGUACGACUUAACAUCUAAGCCGCCGGGAACUACUGAAUGGGAGUAGUAAACGCUCAUCCCUAACUCAACCCUUUCUAUUUUUUCACCAUCCCUGCGCGUAACGACUACAAAG